CGGCCUACAUUGCCCAGCGUCCCGCGCCGAGGGCGGCGCCACCGGAAGCGCGGGGCGGACUACUUCCGGCUGUGCGCGAGCCCCAAGCGGAGGCGAGCCCGCGAGCCUACACCCCGACGAGACAAGAUGGCCGGGCUGCCCCGCAGGAUCAUCAAGGAAACCCAGCGCUUGCUGGCAGAGCCAGUCCCUGGGAUAAAAGCGGAGCCAGAUGAAAGCAACGCACGUUAUUUUCACGUAGUCAUUGCAGGUCCACAGGAUUCCCCCUUUGAGGGUGGGACAUUUAAACUUGAACUAUUCCUUCCAGAAGAAUAUCCAAUGGCAGCUCCUAAAGUACGUUUCAUGACCAAAAUUUAUCAUCCUAAUGUAGACAAGCUGGGAAGAAUAUGUUUAGAUAUUUUGAAAGAUAAAUGGUCCCCAGCUUUGCAGAUUCGUACAGUUCUGCUAUCAAUCCAGGCUUUGUUAAGCGCUCCCAAUCCAGAUGAUCCACUAGCAAAUGAUGUAGCUGAGCAAUGGAAGACCAAUGAAGCCCAAGCCAUAGAAACAGCCAGAGCAUGGACUAGGCUAUAUGCCAUGAAUAAUAUUUAAAUGCGCUUUGAACAUCAAGUGUGCAUCACUUCUCCUGUUCUGCCAAGACCUCUUCCUUUUUUGUUUGCAUUUAAUGGACACAGUUUUAGAAACAUUACAGAAUAAAAGCCCAGACAUCUUCAGUCCUUUGGUGAUUAAAUGCACAUUAGCAAAUCUGUGUCUUGUCCUAAUUCACUAUUGUACCGCAUGAGCAGAGGCUAGAAGUAUCAUCUGGAUUGUUGUGAAAUUGUUUGAAAGCAGCAGCACAUCUCUGCUUUUAAUCAUUUUUCCCAUCAUGGUUUAAGUAUAAGCACUGUGAGUGAAGGUAGGCAGGGUUAGCUGUGGGGCUUUUUGUUUUAAUUUUGUGGGCUCCUCCUCCCUUUUUAUGGUGAUGCUAAUUGCAUUGGUAAAAGCAGCUAACCAGUUAUACUUUAGAAUAUACCCUCUAGCCCAGUCUAACUUAGGCGCUGUAGAUGGACAAGCUUCAUUGUUUGAACAAAAAAUGGGAACAUUAAACAUCCAUCACCUUCACUAAUAAUAUUGUGAUUCUGCUGUCAAGUGUAGAAAAAUCCCUCCAAGAAAAAGCUUGUGACCAUUUUGUAUGGCUUGUCUGGAAAAUCUCCUGUAAAUCUUAUGUUUUAGUAAAAUAUUUUUUGUUAUUCUA
Messenger RNA from Falco peregrinus (peregrine falcon), 1228 nucleotides. RefSeq names its product ubiquitin conjugating enzyme E2 N (gene UBE2N). Bases 127 to 585 code for a protein of 152 amino acids. The record is from RefSeq and is a predicted model, not a curated record. Lineage: Eukaryota; Metazoa; Chordata; Aves; Falconiformes; Falconidae. The transcript is spliced from 4 exons.